AUGCAUUUGUUCCUUGAACUGAAAUGUGCCUCAGUUUCAGUUGAGCUGCACGGUACAAAACGCAAAAAAGGGGGUUCGGGUCCUUCGGGAUGUUCGAGGACUUCGAGUACAAGUCCACUACAACCUCUUCAUGCAUCAUCGAAUAAUCCAGAACCUGAUGAAUUGGGCAAUGAGGACGCCACAUUUGAGAAAGAACACGUGGAAACAUUGAAUGCGCAUGGAGAAGAAGAAGGAGAAUCAGAUGAAAGGGAAAUGAUUGGCUUGGUGUCAUCAACUUCUACUUCAUCGCCUUCUUCGAAUGUCGAAAAUGUUUCGUCGAGUCAUCUCGCUGUGAUUUUUCCGUCGUCAUCACCACCAUUCGAUCAUCUCCUUUCCAUCAUCACCAUCAUCACCCUCGUCAUCACCAACUCUCCUCUCCAACAGGCCGCCGCCAUCGCCCCUCUGUCGCGUUUUUCCGGCGACCCUGAACUUCCGGCGACCUCUGGGCGCUGGCUGAAGAGCAAUUUGUACCUUAUGCAUGAACAGGAUAACAUGAACAGGACUCUUUUGUAA
Messenger RNA from Striga asiatica, 552 nucleotides. Lineage: Eukaryota; Viridiplantae; Streptophyta; Magnoliopsida; Lamiales; Orobanchaceae. The record is from the annotation of a GenBank genome assembly.